UCUGAAUACGUGUGAAGCAGAGGUUUGGACCCCACGGAAUCCCUGUGACCAUAUUUCCUAAAAGGGAAUACAAGGAUAAACCUGAAGCCAUGCAGCUCCAAAGUAAACCAUUCCAAGAUGAGGCACAGGUGAAGUGUGAAUCUAAUGCUGCAGUCCCCGAUGACUCUUCUCUCACGCAGCCAUCAGAACCAAGCUUAGCUAAAAGCCUAUGGACUUCUAAACCACCUCCUCUCUUCCAUGAGGGAGCGCCAUAUCCUCCUCCUUUGUUUAUCAGGGACACAUAUAACCAGUCAAUACCUCAGCCUCCGCCCCGGAAAAUUAAGCGGCCCAAGCGUAAAAUGUACAGGGAGGAGCCCACUUCUAUUAUGAAUGCUAUCAAACUACGACCCCGACAGGUCUUGUGUGACAAGUGCAAAAACAGUGUUGUUGCAGAAAAAAAGGAAAUAAAAAAAGGUGGCAAUGCAAGUGACUCUUCAAAAUAUGAGGAUAAUAAAAAACGAAGAAACGAGAGUGUGACUACUGUGAAUAAAAAACUUAAGACUGACCAUAAGGUGGAUGGAAAAAGCCAAAAUGAAAGCCAGAAAAGGAAUGCUGUGGUCAAGGUUUCAAAUAUUGCCCACAGCAGAAGCAGAGUAGUUAAAGUUACUGCACAAGCAAAUACUUCAAAAGCGCAGUUAAAUACAAAAAAAGUUCUCCAGAGCAAAAACAUGGAUCAUGCAAAAGCUCGGGAAGUCUUGAAAAUGGCCAAAGAAAAGGCACAAAAGAAGCAGAGUGCAACCUCCUCUUCCAAAAAUGCACAUUCAAAGGUCCACUUCACACGGCGUCUUCAGAACACCAGCUCAGGUUCCCUCCCACCCCGAUUGCGUUUAAAGCCACAAAGAUAUCGGAAUGAAGAAAAUGACUCUUCUCUCAAGACAGGACUUGAGAAAAUACGGAGUGGCAAGAUGGCAACUAAGCCCCAGUCUCGCUGCUCCUCCACCCGCUCAGCAGCUCAGAGGCACUAGGCAGCUGCUGUUCUUAUGGAACCUCACUACACUGCCACGAAGAGCACCAGCUCAUCAGGACUGAAAGAAAUCUGAGACUGAAUGGUCCUAUUUUUCCUCUGAAAUCUUCACCAAGCAGUAAACAUUUUUUGAAUGGGAAAGGGGGUAAAUAUGUUGAAGCGACCCCUCGCACCCUGCUGGGGCACCUGUACCUAAUGUACAUUUUCUUUAAAGUUUAAAAAGAUGUUAGGAAAUAUUUUAUAAAACUUUUUUGCAAUAAAUGACGCAUGAAAUUAUUACAGACUCUAUGACACUUACAUGCAAGGAACCACUUGAAUUAUUGGUAUGAAGAAUCACUGCAAAUAACUGUUUUUUUUUUGUAAUGUGACAGUCAGUUUGUAUGUUUCGAUAGGUGCCAGUGAUGGAGCCAAUUGCCUGGGAAGUUGACUGUAACUUUUGAACUUUUAUUUUAAUUCUUAACUUUUAGCGUUGCAAUUUUCCAUUCUAUGAGGCUUAGUUAGUAUUUAGUGCAGGUGUUAGCAGAGCUGUGACCUGUGAUCAAAAGCAUGUCUGAAACCAGUUGUAUUGUACAAUAUGAACAGUCCUGCUACGUGAGACCAACAUUUCCCAUAGAGGUGAUGGAAGGGGCAGUGACCACAAAUCCGUGUAUCUCUGUAUUAUGGGAAAGCUCCUUCUGUGUGAAUAUGGUUGCAUUUUAUUUAUGCUGUUGUAACACUUAGGGAACCGAGGAUUGUGGAAGGGUUACGAUGCAGAGAGCAGCGUUUUGCUUAUGAUACUUUAACAAGAUGGGAGUUGUGAAUGUAGAGAGAUUAAAUGGAAUGGCAUUUCUAUUUCAAAUCAUGGGUUAAUUUUUCCUUUUAACGUCAAUAUUUUUCAGAUACGUAAAUAGUAGAGCAAAGGUUUUAUUAGUGUUUCUGAUGGUUGUUGACUUCUUUGAAUAGCUGUAAAUCAAAAAAAGAAACCCAGUGGGUUUGAUCCAUUUUAUUCCCUUUCCCCAAAAGGUGUCUGGUGAUUACGACUUACGACGGUGGAGCUUGUGAAUGCUGGACAUGCUGCUGAAAUAUCGAGUUAUUAAAUAUUAAUUUAUUUGUCACUGAUUAUUUGAUGUUGUGUGCACAUUUUCUCAGCAGUAUCAUUUCUUACGUUCUUAGAAGGGGAUCUAUUAUAUAACCUGGGAAAAAAUAUUUGUGCUGAAGAAAUGAAAAUGUGCACAUAAUCUACUCAAAGUCAAAUUUCUGUUUAUAUAGAAGUGAAAAGACUUGUAUUAAACUCUUUUCCUCUUUACUAAUAUCCUGAUUUGAUUGGAGAGCACAGUGUCUUUGUCCAGAUCAUUUAAAAAGAAAGAAACCUUUCUGAGAGGCGUCUUGUCAGCACGAAGGCAGUUUCACAGCCUUCACGUAUGGAGCCCGAAUUAAGUAACAUUGAAUCCGAACUCACUCCACCUCCAUUGUUUGGCUUUGGUGCUGGCAAUGGGUUUCAGUUAGUUAAGCAGUCGGGGAGGAGGGCAGUGAGGGGCUGGAGCAGCUCCAGCAAAGGCAAAUCAGCAAUGCACACACUGAGGCUGGUCGUGCUGAGUGCUUGCUCAGUUCCUUUUAUGAAGAGGUAAUUUAUUUAUAAGGCCGGAAAUGAAAUACGUACUGCCUACUUCUUAACAAAUAGCUGCAUCAUGCUAUAUAGUAGGUUCAAGUUGUACCAUUUUUCAUAAUAGACUGCAAUCCUUCUUUUUAAAUUUCGGAUUAAUGUUUGGCUGCACUCUUCCUUUUCACCAGUCAGGUGCUGUUGGUGGCCGAAAUGUGAUUAGAAUUUAGAAAAAUUAAGGCAUCUGAUGCGAUGAAAGGGAAAGUGAUGUGCUUCGGUGUACGUGCUGGCCUUUCACCUCUGGACACCAAACCCCCAUUGUACUGGUAAUCAGUGACAGUCUUGGCCUAAUAAAUCACACUUUUAUCCACACCCACCCACCCUCACCCAAAACCAAACAACCAAACGAAAAAGAAGCCACCAAACAACAUGGCACAAAACAGUUUCUGCUCAGGAAAAAGGCCCAGGACUGUAAUAGCAGGGUUAUUGCACAUUGGGUUGAAAACUGAUUGAUGUUGUAAGUAGAAGCCGGUAGUGCCUGCCUGUGUGACAUCUGACUCUUAACCAGUGCUCUUAUUUCCUCACCGUGAGCACUUGUGCACAGCAGCUGAAAUAUAUAUAUAUAUAUUUAAAAAAACACUUAAGAGUGAUGCAGGUCUAUGCAUUGGAUAAUAUGGGUAUAUAAGCAAACAGCAUAAAAAUAGACAAGGUAGCUAACUGUACUUGUGUUUGUUUUCACAGAAAGUAUUGCAGCCAUUUUGUUUGAAACCAGAUUUUCAUUUUGAAAUGAAAUUGUCAGGGAUAUUCUAAUGAUAGAGAAUUACAGUAAUGUAUUGCUUUUCACUUUUUUUUGCUUUAGUUGCUUAAUAUUUAAGCUUUGCUCCGUGCUACCUUCUUGUCUGUAUAUUGAAUGGUCACUAUGCCUCUUUCAUUUUGUAGACUUGAAUGAGGAAAACGAUUCAUCCUUUAAGGUUUGCUGAGAAGUAAAUGAUAAAGAAUGUUGUGUAACAUUUAUUCAAAUAAAGCCUUGAUUUUUUUCA
Molecule: messenger RNA, 3622 nt
Organism: Meleagris gallopavo (turkey)
Lineage: Eukaryota; Metazoa; Chordata; Aves; Galliformes; Phasianidae
Source: RefSeq, a predicted model, not a curated record